UAUUGUUGACAGAUAUAAUAAAUGAGAGAAAAUAGAAGGAAAAUAAAAAAAGUUGGUGGUUCACAAUUGGAAAAAAGAAAGAAAAUUUUUAUAAAAUCCAAAAAAUAUACAAAUUAAACAACAAAAUAAAUGAAAAAUAAACUCAUUAUAAACAAGUUUUUUAGUUUUUCCUUAUAAAAAAACCUUUCAUUUGUAUUAUGUUGACGCACAAAGGUUGUCAAGGGGCCCGUAAGAAAAUGCAGGUAUCAUUUGUCAUACGAGAUGCCGAAGAGAAGCAACACCGGAAUGGAGUCAAUGCACUGCAGUUGGAUCAAAAUAAUGGAAAACUUUAUUCUGCUGGCAGAGAUGCUAUUAUCAGAGUAUGGAAUACAAAAGAAACUGAAUCACAAAAUAAAUAUAUCAAAAGUAUGGAACAUCACAACGAUUGGGUCAACGACAUAGUCUUGUGCUGCAAUGGAAGAAAUUUGAUAAGUGCCAGCUGUGAUACAACCGUAAAGGUGUGGAAUGCCCACCAAGGCUUCUGUAUGUCAACACUAAAAACUCACCGAGAUUAUGUGCAAGCUUUGGCCUACGCUAAAGACAGAGAACAGGUCGCCAGUGCGGGAUUAGAUAAAUCGAUCUUUUUAUGGGACGUGAAUACAUUAACAGCCCUGACUGCCAGUAAUAACACCGUGUCAACUUCAAAUCUUUUGGGAUCUCGAGACUCAAUAUACAGCUUAGCAAUGAAUCCUUCAGGCACUGUGAUUGUUAGUGGAUCGACAGAGAAUGUCCUACGGAUAUGGGAUCCUCGAAUGUGCAAAAAGAUGAUGAAACUACGAGGUCAUGCGGAAAAUGUUCGAGCACUAGUCGUGUCGCCCGAUGGAACACAAGUUGUUUCAGGCAGUUCCGAUGGCACAAUCAAGUUGUGGCAUUUGGGACAACAGGGUUGCAUCCAGACAAUAAAUGUACACACAGAAGGUGUCUGGGCGUUGCUGAUGAGUGAGAAUUUCCAAUACGUAAUAUCAGGCAGCCGAGAUAAGAAAAUUUUCCAUACCGAGCUAAGAAAUCCCAGCAAUAGUGUGCUGGUGUGUGAGGAAAAGGCUCCUGUUUUGAGUUUGUGUUAUGACAUUGAUAAAACCGGCGUCUGGGCUACAACAUGGAAUUCAGAUAUUCGAUGUUGGAAACUGCCACAUCAUGACAAAGGCUCACAGAAUUCUAUACCAGCCGAUGCCAGUGGCAAGGGUGUUGAAAUUACAUGCAUUAAGGGUGGAGCAGCAAUAAAAAAAUCAACUGUGUUAAAUGAUAAACGGCACAUUGUGACAAAAGACACCGAAGAUAAUGUCUCCAUUUAUGAUGUGCUGCGUGUGGUGAAGAAGGAAGAUCUUGGCAAAGUCGACUAUGAAGAGGAAAUUAAGAAAAGAAAUUACAAAGUGUACAUUCCAAAUUGGUUCACAGUGGAUCUCAAAACUGGGAUGCCAACAAUUGUCCUAGGACAAGAUGAGGUUGAUUGUUUUGCAGCCUGGGUAUCCAUAGAAGCUGGUCUUCCUGAAUUGGCUGAACCAACAUCAGAUAUAAAAAUAAAUUAUGGAAAACUACUUUUGGAAGCAUUACUGGAAUAUUGGAGACCACCGCAUAGUUUACCUGCAGAUGAAUUAGAUUCAGAUAUCAAGGGUAAUGGUUAUUUUCAAGUUCCAAAACAUACACCUGUUAUAUUUAGUGAAGUUGCUGGUCGAACAACAUGUCGCCUACUAGUUCGAGAUGCAGCUGGUGAAAAUGAAAGCACUGGCUUACAUGAAACUGUACCACAAUGGGUAACAGAUGUUGUUAUCGAAAAGAAUACUCCUAAAUUUAUUAAGAUAUCGUUCUUCCUUACACCACAUCCUUCAAUGGUUAAACCGGAACGUAUUAAAAAAGAUCGACUAGUCGCAAAUGAAUUUAUUCAAUGUAGAAAAGUGUGCGAGCAUGUUUUGGAAAAGGUGCUGGGUGCCGAAACCACACCAAGUGGUGGUAAUGCCUCAAACUCAUCCCAAAAUAGUCAAAGUGAUGCCAAUUCUGAAGGCUCACAAAUUCCACCGGAAGAUCGUAUUGAAUUGCAAUGCAAUGAUGUGGUUGUUGAUCCAAACAUGGAUUUGCGUACAGUUCGCCACUUCAUAUGGAAGCAAUCAGCCGACCUGACUUUCCAAUACAAAACCAAGCCAAACUUUAGCUACGACGCUAAGAUUUAAAAGAAAACAAAAAUUCAUUUAAGAACAUCAAACCUCAGUUAUACACUCAUAAGAGAAAAUAUAUAAAAAAAAGAAAGAAAUUGUUUCCGCGGUACAAAUAAACACAUCAAUUCAGAUGAAAAUGUUGGGGGUACAUUGAUGUCCCCUAAAAAAAGAAGGAUAACCUUGAAGCCAGAACUAAAGCUUAGAACGAUGGCAUAUUAUUAUUAUUAUCAAAUCACCCUCCCUAUACCCUUUUGUUGUUGUUAAUAAGUUUAAAAUCAUUGUAAUCUUGUUUAUUUUUCUUUUCUUUUUAUUUCUCAACUAAAAAAGUCAAUGGAUUUUGAAAGUUCGUUAAAGUUGAGAUUAUUCUUUUAUUUUAUCAGCUUAUUUUUUUUCAGAAAAAAAUGAUU
This is a messenger RNA of Episyrphus balteatus (marmalade hoverfly), 2596 nucleotides long. Its product is annotated as WD repeat-containing protein 48 homolog. Lineage: Eukaryota; Metazoa; Arthropoda; Insecta; Diptera; Syrphidae. Gene Ontology annotation, biological process: double-strand break repair via homologous recombination; protein deubiquitination. The coding region runs from base 198 to 2204 and encodes 668 amino acids. The record is from RefSeq and is a predicted model, not a curated record. The transcript has 12 exons. Gene Ontology annotation, molecular function: ubiquitin binding.